This is a messenger RNA of Aphidius gifuensis, 1631 nucleotides long. RefSeq lists its product as uncharacterized. The transcript has 2 exons. The annotation marks the transcript as partial. Lineage: Eukaryota; Metazoa; Arthropoda; Insecta; Hymenoptera; Braconidae. The record is from RefSeq and is a predicted model, not a curated record.
ACAAGAAAAAAUAUUAACGACAAUAGCGACACUGAUCAAAGUUAACACUGAUUAAAGUUGAGUGAAUAUUUAUAAAUUAAAUAACAAAUAAAUAAAUAAAAACAAUAAUGAUUAUUAAUUGUGAUUUGAGUUUACAAGAUUUCGAUGUUGUUGAUUUCUAUGGUACAUUGACAUGUUUUGCAUGGCAAGAUAAACGACUUAUAACAUUUACAUAUGAAUCAAUUGAUAAUAAAUUAGUAAGACCAAAAAAAACAAUAACAUUACCAAAUAAUAUUAAAAAUAUUGUCAAUUAUUCAGGAAGAGUAUUUGUUAUUUGUAAACCAAGUGGUAUUUAUAAAUUAUCAAGAGAUUAUAAAUUAGGAUUAUUAAGUAAAACUGGUCUUGGUCUUGGUUCAGCAUAUCACAGUGUUUUAAUACCAAAAGAUGAUUGGUUACAUGCUGAUGAUAAAUUAUCAAAAACAAGUGAAUUAUUAUUUCCAUUAUCAAAAAUAAAUAUAAGUAUAUUAUCUUUAAAUUCAUCAACAACAAAUGAUAAAUUUAAAAAAUUAUUAAAUCCAAAAAAUUCAAAUACUGAUAUAUGUUUAAUUGCAAAUGAUAAAAAACUAUUUUCAUUAACAAAUCAAGGUGCUGAAUUAAUAUAUGCAAGUGAAAUAUCAAUUUUAAAUUUAAUAACAAUUAAAAAUAAUAUUGAAGAUUGUGGUAUUGCAUUGAUAAGUGAUUGUCAAACAAUUAUUGUAAGUCAUAUUACAAAUGACAAUCAAUUAAUAUUUAAAGAAAUUAUAUUUGAUUUUAAUAUAUCAUUGUAUUCAUUGGAAUUUAUUCAAGAUAAUCAAGAAAUAUUUAUUGUUUAUGCUGAUAAUGUUAAAGUUAAUUUAGCAAAAUUAAAAUUUGGUUUAAAUGCCAUUGAUAAUAAUUCAAUUGUUUCAAAUUUAAAUAUUAUAUCAUUAAAAAAACGUAAUGAUAAAUUAAUUGGACUGUCAAAUGAUGGUAAAUUAGUUGAAAUUAUUGUUGAUACAAUGGCUACAAAUAAUACAGAAAAUAAUAGUAAUAUUAAUAAUCAAAAUUAUUGUAAACUUGAUCAAGGAAUGCUUAAAUGUGCUGGUGUUAUAAUGGAUACAAUUUGUGAACGAGUCAAAGAAUUAAAUAAUAUCAAUGAAAAAUUAUUAAUUCAUAAGGAUGUAUUGAAUAGAGUUAAUAUUUAUUCACACAAAAAAAAUAUAUGUCAUAUACCAACAAUACAAAUUAACAAAACAGCUGGUAAUUUAUAUCUUUGUGUUAAAUUUAAUACACAAUUACCAAAAAAUAGUAAAAUUUUUGUUAAUAUUAUGAGCCAAGGACAAAAUAUUUUUUCAUCAAAAACUGUUAAAGGAUCAAUAACAGUACUGGAGUUACCAAUUAAAGAUGAAAUGAUUGAUAGUGAUUUAAAUGUAUCAUUUGAUUUAGUUACAUUAUACAAUGAAGAAAAACCAUGGUGUAUUGUUAAAAAUUGUAUUCAAGAAUUACAAAAAUCAAAUGAUAAAACAAAUGAUAAAAAAAAAUUUCUUAAUGCUAAAUAUGAUACACUUAAAAAAUUAAUUGAUGAUGAUAAAAUUGAUAUGAAAAAAAUUAUUAAUAUUAAAAAUAGUUUACGU